UUAAAAGUUUACAAGUUUAAAAAAAUGCCUUUAUCCGUUUCAUACACCCCGAAUUAUUACUCUUUAGAAGAUAUUUUAGCUACGCAAGAACGCAUUCCAUGUAGAGUCGCUCAAACAAUUCCGAAAAUGGGACAUUUGAAUUCUUCCUCAGUGGACGUAGACCUUCAAGAAGGCACUGUAAUGGAAUUUCCCUUGUGGUUGGUCAACGAAGUUUGCGUAAGCCGAGUACCUAUAUUGAAUCCGGAUUUACCUAAAAUCUACAAAGAGUCAUAUCGAGAGAUUUUAAAAGCCGAUGCUUGCGCUGUAGACCUGCACAGACUUAAUUUACAUUUUUACGAAUUAGGAUCCUACGUAAAAAAGUUUGAUAAAAAGAACGAUGUACAUCAAUCUAUCAUAGAUACCUUUAGAAGUAGAUUUAGACAGUUGAUCAAUUUAGCUGAUAAUUCCAUAUCGGAUCCAAUGGUUCAACAAAGAUUGGACACAUUGGAAAGGAAGCUAUUUAACGAUGCCUACAAAGCUAGAGUGAAAUUAAACAUUUGGUUGGAGCAUUCCGCGACGGUUAUAGAAGCUGCUAAUAUGGUCGUCAAUCACAAGAAGAGGAAACGCAUCAAUCUGGAGGAAUUAUUGUAACAUAUGUAAAUAAUAAAACAAUUUAACUUCAAA
Molecule: messenger RNA, 663 nt
Organism: Phyllotreta striolata
Lineage: Eukaryota; Metazoa; Arthropoda; Insecta; Coleoptera; Chrysomelidae
Source: the annotation of a GenBank genome assembly